Pyrenophora tritici-repentis Pt-1C-BFP is the source of this 1505-nucleotide messenger RNA. Its product is annotated as DUF4112 domain containing protein. The record is from RefSeq and is a predicted model, not a curated record. Lineage: Eukaryota; Fungi; Ascomycota; Dothideomycetes; Pleosporales; Pleosporaceae.
AGCGAAUUUCACGGCGAUAAGUAGACUCGCCAACUUUCCUUUCUGUCGCACAUUCACUCUUCAUCUGUCACAGCUCUCACCUUGUCGCCUUCACCGCGCAGUCGCACUCGACAGCUAUACAUAGGGCAGCGACGCGCCCGUUUCACAUUUUUGGAGUAGGAUAACCGCCCGCCAACCAGACCACACGCGCGCUUUGAGACAGCCGCACCCCACUCCCCAACGUCAAAGAGACGUGUUUGGGCUUUCAAAGGCAUAUAAGGCCUCUUGAGACAUCUUCCUUAGGCUUCAUUCACACAAACACCCACAUCUCUACGCCAAAUCUUCAACUACACACCACACCCAACAUGGCGAACCUCGUAGCUAAGUACGCGAUGAAGAAAGCGUUGGGCAAGGAAAUGGAAAAGUACAAGGGCAAAAGUGUCGCCGGUCCUUACGACCCUUUCUAUGUCGAGAUACCUCAUCCCACCAAGCCUGGGAAGACGAAGAAAGUUAAAAAGGAAAUCCCAAGCUACAUUCCGCAGCAUGACGCAAACGUACUGGCCAAAGCCCGCAAGAUGGCCUACAGGCUCGACUACGCCCUAUUCAACUUGUUCGGCAUGCGAUUUGGUUACUCGUCCGUCAUUGGAAUUCUCCCCGUGGUUGGCGACGCCGCAGACUCUGCACUCGCUCUCAACCUCGUUCGCAAAAUGCGCCAGGUCGAAUGCGGUCUACCAGCUACCGUCCUCAUCAUGAUGCUUGUCAACAUUGCCAUUGACUUCCUUGUCGGUCUCGUUCCUCUUGUUGGUGACCUUGCCGACGCUGCCAUCAAGGCCAACGGCAAGAAUGUCCGCCUGCUCGAGGAACACCUAGACAAGGUCUACAAGCCUAAAGAGCUUGUAGACAAGGAUGCCAGAUUACCAAGGGAGUCGCGGCCGCGUCCUGCUUCGGUCCUCGUCGACUUUGACCAGGAACAAGGCUACCAGAACUAUGACGAUGAACACGAGAACGUCCGCCAGCCACAACGCUCUUAUAACGGAAGACGCGUUCAGGAUGAAGAAAUGGGUAUUCGACACGACACUCAACGAUCGCGCAGGGAUGAUAGGCCCAGCCGGAACAACACCAGGAGUAGUAGGCGUUGAUGAGUUUUCUUAUGUCUCUUUUCCUAGCCUCGUUUCUCUUACUAUCUGUCGGCAUGGCCACCAAAUGUGCGUGGAUAUUUGUAUAGUACACUACUUGGUGGCCGCUCGUCUCUCCUUGAUACUAUACCCUAGCGCUGUUGACAUUAUACAGCAAUGUCAUCCAUAUCCUUGUAAUCUUUUCUAUGUAACACACGGACUCUUUCACCUGUCCAGUCCGAAUAUACCUUUCACACACGGACUAUUUUACUUGUUUGGUUCUGCAUGUACCUUUCACGCACGGAUGUCGUCUGCGCCUGCCUUGCAUUAGCUUCCAUCUUUGGUAGCUGCCACUAGUCUUGUCCCUGCAGAUGCGCAGCAGCAACUAUAAAAAAAGAACCUUUUGGAUAC